AUGCCAAAAACGGAUGUUCUCAUAUCCGGUUCCGGUUCAGCUGGUGUCUUCGCAGCAACUUGGCUAGCAAUCUACAAUAUCCCAUUUACGAUUCUGGAGCGACGUCCUGGUCCACUAAAGAUCGGCCAAGCAGAUGGCGUACAGGUGCGCACAGUAGAGAUCUACGAGUCAUUUGGUCUAUCGGAAGAUCUGUUGCGAGAGGCAUACCAUAUCUUAGAGGUAUGCUUCUGGGGCGUGGACGAAGAUGGCAAUAGCAAUGAGCAAGGCGGUAUCAAGAGGAAGAGCAGAUCAAUCGAUACGGAGAAGGGCCUGAGUCAUUUGCCACAUGUGAUUCUGAAUCAAGCGCGCAUGAACGGACUGAUGCUGGGAAAGAUGGAGACCAUCUUGAAAGAGCAGGGAAGAUGGAAGGAAGGCACGAGCAACGGGAUCGAGUAUGGCUGGGCCGUUAAGAGUGUGGAAAUCGACGAGAAGAGAAAGAACGACCCAAACGCGCAUUGUGUCAAAGUGACCGCUGAGAAAGAUGGCAAAGAAGAUGUCUGGGAAGCAAAGUACGUCUUAGGCUGCGAUGGCGCACAUUCCACCAUCCGCAAAGCCCUCGACAUCCGCAUGCUCGGCGACUCUUCCGAUACCGUCUGGGGUGUCAUGGACAUCUACCCACUUACGACCUUCCCCGACAUCCGCCGCAAAUGCACCAUACACAGCACCGCUGGCAACCUGAUCAUCAUUCCCCGCGAGGGUGGUCAACUAGUCCGUUUCUACAUCCAGCUUCCCGCCGGCACGCAGCCCAAGACAGUGAAACUGGCCGACUUGCAAGACCAGACUCGCAGGAUCUUUGCGCCAUAUACCAUGGACUUUGCAGAUGUCUUCUGGUGGAGUGCAUACAGCAUCGGUCAGCGCCUCGCGGAAGUCUUCCAUGCGCAUAAUCGCGUCUUUUUGACGGGCGAUGCGUGUCAUACACACUCACCAAAAGCAGGUCAGGGAAUGAACGUAUCGCUUCAGGAUGGGUACAACAUCGGCUGGAAGCUUGGCUCCGUGCUGUCUGGUCUUUCGCCGCCUUCUCUGCUGUCGACAUACGUUACCGAACGCAGUAAGACGGCAGCUGACCUCAUUGCUUUUGACAAAGAGUUAGCAAAGAUGAUCAGCAGAAAAGAUCGAUACGAAGGCGAGUUUGCGGACUACUUCCGGAAGAGCGGGCGGUAUAUGGCGGGGUUCACGGCGAGGUACGAAGACACCGUUAUUACCAAGGGGAUGGAGAAGGAGAAGAGUGCGGCUACGGCGGUCACGUUGGCAAAAACACUCGAAGCAACCGCAAGCCGAUAUACACCUGCUGAAAAACACAUCGACAGCGUCAUCGAGACGCUCCUUGUGUUGAGCAGCAAAUUCCCGGAAACGGAGCAGGAAAGCAUACCCGACUACUUCUGGCCAAAGAGCGGGAAGUGGAAUAUACGCGAUCUUCACAAGACCUUCAUCGACGACGACCACUAUAAUUCCGGUCACGGACAUGCCUACGAGAAGUACGGUGUGAGCCCCGCCGUGGGCGCAGUCGUCAUCGUGAGACCUGAUCAAUAUGCAUCCAAAGUGACGAGCCUUGAUGACUUGGAUGGUGUUGCGGACUUCUUUGCGGGAUGUUUGAUCGAGCAGGCGUCCGCGCCGAAUGCGGGCGCAAGCGCGAAGUUGUGA
Molecule: messenger RNA, 1680 nt
Organism: Alternaria hordeiaustralica
Lineage: Eukaryota; Fungi; Ascomycota; Dothideomycetes; Pleosporales; Pleosporaceae
Exons: 4
Coding region: 1-1680 (559 amino acids)
Molecular function (GO): FAD binding
Source: RefSeq, a predicted model, not a curated record